GUUCAGUUUCGGCACUACUCGGCGUCACCACAGUCGGACCGGUACGGCCGUCGUCGUGCAUUUAACGUCGAAUUUUAUGUUAUUGUUGUAGUAAUAUUAUAUUGUAAUUAUUAUUAACCAUAACCGCCGACGGUUUUUUUUCUUCAUCUCGCCGACCGUGUUGGGUGCCGGUUUUUUACAGUGAAAAGAAAUAAGAAUAUGUUAAAAAAUUACAGUAGGUAAUGUUAAUAAUUACAAUGCCAUAAAAUAACAUGAUAUGCCGCGACGACGAGAGGAGGUACCCCACACCUGUGCCAUGUCAAUAAUAUUGAUAACGGAUUGAUAAAGAACUGAGAAGAGAGUCUAUCGGAACGUCAAAUAUUUUUAUGACCGUUUUGUUGUCGUGCCGAGAAUCGUGUUAUUGCCGAGUAAAAUAUAACCCUCGAUCGACAGUCCUGGAUCCCUGAAGCUGGAUAGUGGGCCCGUCCGCAGAACCACUACAGUCAUCGCUCAACGACGCUUUGCGCACCAGGUAAACAUCAGUAAAAAUGUCACAUCACAGUGAUGACAAUAUGUUAAUAGCAAGUAGUGAUUCGUUUUGGGAACCUGGCAAUCACAAACGCACAACUAAACGUAUCGAAGAUGGCUAUCGAUUAUGUAAUGAUCUUAUUACCCUCAUACAAGAACGAUCAGAUAUCGAAAAAGCAUAUUCCAAGAGCUUAAAAGGGUGGUCCAAGAAAUGGAAUGAAAUUAUUGAAAAAGGUCCAGAAUAUGGAACGACAGAAGCAGCUUGGAAGGGUGUACUAGUUGAAGCGGAUAGACUAUGUGAUUUGCACAUAAGAGUGAAGGAUGACUUGUGUAACGAUAUAAUGCAACAAGUAAAGACGUGGCAAAAAGACAAUUAUCAUAAGACUGUUUUACACAUAAAAGAACGAAAAGAAAUGGAAGAAUCAUUUAAAAAAGCUCAAAAACCUUGGUGCAAACUAUUGACUAAGGUUAACAAAACAAAAAAUGAGUACCAUAUUGCAUGUAAGGCAGAGAAAUCAGCUUCAAACCAAGAACGAAAUGCAUCUGCUGACAGUUCCUUAUCUAUGGAUCAAGUAAAAAAAAUGCAAGAUCGUGUAGCCAAAUCGAAAGAAGAAGUACAGAAAGCCAAAGAAAAGUAUGAAAUGGCUCUACAAGAAUUAAAUGCAUACAAUCCAAAAUAUAUGGAAGAUAUGACAGUUGUAUUUGACCGAUGCCAAGAAACGGAAGCUAGAAGAUUACAGUUUUUUAAAGACACCCUGUUUACAAUACACAAGUGCCUAAAUGUUUCUCAAGACCCUGUAUUGCCUCAGAUUUAUGAAGAGUUUUAUCAUACUAUCAAUAAUGCCGAUCACGAGAAAGAUUUACGGUGGUGGUCAAAUAAUCAUGGUGUCAAUAUGGCCAUGAAUUGGCCCUUAUUUGAGGAUUAUACAGAAGAGUUCCGGGAUAUAUCCAAGGGCAAAACCAAAGAAUCUAUACCUGCUGGAACAAUAACAUUAAUCAAUCAACGAUCAGUCGGUGAAGAUUUGCAUGUAAAUGAUUUGCAUACAACUCAUCCAAAAAUAAAUAGCAAAAAGCCAACUGUUGCAUUAUCGCGAUCAAAUGAUAGUACCGAUGACCAUAAGCAAUCAACAGAAAAAUCAAAUGGAACAAAAUCGCAUCCAAUAACCAAUGGAGCGUCCAAUAGCCAAACCCCAGAUUCAAACCCAUUUGAGGAGGAGGAAUGGGAUGAGGAAGAAGGAGUUGGUCCCGAUGGUGCGCUUGUGGACAACGGUGAGCCCGGUGUACCUGUAAAAGCACUCUAUGAUUAUGAGGGUGCUGAAGCUGAUGAGCUCAGUUUCAAACAAGGGGAGUUAUUUGAAAAAUUAGAAGAUGAAGAUGAACAAGGCUGGUGCAAGGGACGUAAGGAUGGCCGAGUCGGAUUAUACCCAGCCAAUUAUGUAGAAUCAGUAUCAUAAACAGAUUGAUUAGUUUUUAAUAUCAAAUAGUAUGUAUAAUAUAUUU
Myzus persicae (green peach aphid) is the source of this 2007-nucleotide messenger RNA. It is a transcript of the gene Synd, whose product is annotated as protein kinase C and casein kinase substrate in neurons protein 1. Bases 528 to 1961 code for a protein of 477 amino acids. NCBI's taxonomy places the organism in Eukaryota, Metazoa, Arthropoda, Insecta, Hemiptera, Aphididae. Gene Ontology annotation, biological process: regulation of endocytosis; plasma membrane tubulation; cytoskeleton organization. Gene Ontology annotation, cellular component: endosome; plasma membrane; cytoplasm. Gene Ontology annotation, molecular function: protein binding; phospholipid binding. The transcript is spliced from 9 exons. The record is from RefSeq and is a predicted model, not a curated record.